AUGCCGGCCCAGACGCGCGCGUUGGACAACGGCGCGCUCGGGGCCCUGCUUCGCAAAGUUGUCGGCAGUCGUGACGGCAUCCAUUCCGGCCACAGUGGAGACCAGCCAUCAUCGACUACAGCCGAGCGCGUCCGUGGUCAUCAUGCCGACCGCGAAUCUGCUUCCGCGCUCGCAGCUGCUUCCCAAUGCCUCGCACAGGACUUGCAAGAGGACCGUCCAUCUGAUGCCGCCAUCAACGACGCACGCGAUGGCUCUCAUACCGAGGAGUCGAUCGCACACGCUCUCAAUCGCCUCCUCGUCUCCGGCGUUCUGACUUCACUCACACACUCAUCCCCACCAAGCCGCCAAGAUGUGGAUGCACACGCAGGCACCGCCGGUAUCGGCAUCCGCCAAGCGCUCGACACUCUCUCGCGCACCCUCGCAUCGUCUCCAAAAUUCCUCGAGCACCUCUUCGAACCAUCAUCCCAGUCUUCCACCUCAGCACCCUCAUCCAGCGCGGUCACCCUCGACAUGUCCAACACCACCUUUGAUGUGUGGGCAGCGCCGCGUCUGCUGUGCGCCGCCGCCUCCAUGGUCUCCGCAAGUCGCUCCACCUCUGCCGUUGCCAGCUCAGACUAUUCGCAGCGCUGCUACAAUCUCUCCUUAAACAUCAUGGACAGCCUUGAGCUCCUACUCGCCACUUCGAUCGACGCCGUCGGUCAGCACGACAAUGUCCGCCUCAUCCUUGCCGAGUGCCUGCGAGUCUCGGUGCAGGCUCUGGCACUAACAGGUCAGACCUCCUUCAGCCCGCGCGCACAGCUUCCAGACUACUUUGUACCGUCUGUCGACCUCAAGCAGAUGCUCUCGACCGCAAGUCCCAGCGCCAAGUUCUUCGAAUCAGCCACCCCUGCCCCGUCCUUCCGCCUCAGUUCCCGAAAGGACAGACCCAAGCCCAGCGGCAAGAGCUUGUCAGCCCUCUCGUCCUUGCGGAUGGACGCAGCGUUCUCUUUCCCUCUGCUCGUCGACUCGGACUCCCAGCUCAGUCCUCAUGCUCGGGCAUCAGCCAUCACAGAUCGAGCGUCUGCCCUAGCCACCUCUUCCAUCGAUCUCACGCUCCGACUCGCAGAGAAGUUCCCGUCUCUGGUCCUGGACCUUGCAGACCAUGCUAUGCUGUUACUCAGCGAGCUCUCGCUCCACAGAUGGACACGCGCCAAGCAAAAACAUCCCUGCCCCGCUUUGCACACGCCCUGGGCCGCCCAUGCCUACGAUGUCUUGUCCCGCCACGUCGACUUUGUGGCCGAGUCUUGUCCUGCCAACCUCAUGCGCGUCCUACAAAUCGGCGCCGAGCACAUAUCUGCUCUCGCCGAUGUCGCAGAGGACCCCAAUCUCGAUGACAGACAACGCUUCGAGGUCACUCAAUCGCUCCACACACUUGGCUCCUUCUUUUCUGCCUGCGCAAUAGAGACGCCAAAACAGAGACGUACAGAGCUGGCCUCGGUAUUGCAGCCCUUCCUCGGCCUCCUCACACGUCAAGUCCGCUCCGACACAGAUCAGGCCGACCAGCCGCAAAACGAUCUUCGAUCUUCAGCACUCCGAUGCUUCCUGGCAGCGACCAUCCUGUGUGUCGCCUCGGGAACCCGUCGCUACGACGUUCAACUGCUGCAGGAUCUUGAUGCGCACAUCAUCGAGCUUCUACGGCGUCACAACACCAGCCCCGACACGCAAGAGCUUCCCAGACAGCAGCAUGACUUGAGGCAAUUGCACGCCCUCCGUGAUGUUCUGAGGACGUUGAGCAGCCCUCAACCUGUCUCUCCGAGCGCAGACGACGGCCAGGUCCGCUCGCGCUUGAGAUCUCUCAAAAGACGGAGGCUCGGCAAUCCUGCGUCGUCAAGCAAGGCUCGGGCUGUCAUCGAGUCUCUUCUACCGAUCGAAGCGACACUUCAAGAGCCUGGCGAGGGCCGUGAACUGGCCCGGCGCCAACUCAUCUUGCGAUCAUGCCACGGCAAAGAGGGCGCUUCCAAGAAAGACAAUCACAAGCCCGGUGGCUGUGUCUGCGAAGGUAUAGUGUCCGAAAUCGGCGAAAGCGAAGGUGAUCCCGGAGCCUUGGCCGGUGCAGGACCCAUCGACCCAGAAACGGUGACUGCGCUGUGGGACGAUGUUUUGGCGGCACUCAAAGCGUCCAAAGUAAAAUCAGCUCGAACCGUCGAUAUGCUGCGCCGAUACGUUGCCCACGCUCCCGAGUCGCCGCAAUUCCCGUCCGAUCUCGACGCGGUGGUGCAAAAUGUCGUCGCACGCACGGUGCGGUCGCCAUCGAGGGGCACGCGCUUGGCAGCCAACGAGCUUGCCAUGGCCUGGCAGUGUCGCUUGUUGCGUCAACGCAACGAGGGUAGCGAGGCAGAAUGGGCGGCACAGUUCGCAUGGCUUCCCAACAUCUACGAGUACCUGCUCGGCGACUCCGCCUUGUCGGCCUUCCACGAGACAGCCUUGAUCGGCAUGGGUCGGUUCUUCGAACUUCCGGUCGAGAGCUGUCAGGAGAAGUGCUUGCUGGCGUUGGUCCUCCUCCUCGGUCAUUCCAACCCCUUCAUCAAGGCCUGCGCCUAUACGCAAAUCGUUCAGAUCGCCGCAGCGCAGCGAUGCACUACCUUUCAGCUGGUGCAGAAGCACUUUGAAAAGGUGUCGACAUCCAUCGUCGAACGCUUCAUCUCGAUGCCGGAUCUCUGGACCAGCUUCCUGAGUCUGAUCAAGAUGAACCAGGCCACGUUCUUCAACCUCACAAAGGAGUACACGCUGCCGCACCUCAUCUCCAUGAUCUGCACUGGCGGCCGUGCGGCGGAGGUAGGCACAAAGAUGAUCGAGCUCAUCGCCAGAGCGCUCGGCACCGACGUGCCGCGUCUCUGCCACGACAACAUCACGCCCAUCUUUCGCUCGUUCUUCAUGCGCUCCGCUGCCAUCCGAGACCGAGGCUUGAACACGCUCGUGCAAUUGAUCGGCGUCGAUGCUGCGAGCCUCAAGAUUCUCCUGCGCAGUCGUCAGUCGGACGUGGUCGGCUACCUCGUCGUCAAACUCGGCAAUCGCGUCACGCGAAAGGAGGCGUACGCGGGCCUCGAGUUUAUCAUCGAGACGAUCAACGGGACAGCUGCCGCGGGCAGGGCCACGGACCCGAUGCAACGCAAAUCCAAAGUGGCUGCCUUCCUCAAGAGCGAGAUCCUCGCCAUACUCACAUGGAUCAACCAGGAGCUCUCAGGGGAGCAUGGUCGAAGGACGGCAACGGAGCUCGCUUUUGCUCUGCGCAGUAUCGGUGCACUCGUCGAGAUCAUCGGACCUCCGAUCACCGCAGUCACGCCCCAGAUCAUGGCGACGCUCAACAGCCACCUUCAGCCCGAUGCUCUCAGCCUCGCAACGCUCGAGAGCUGGAAAAUCUUCAUCACUACGCUGCGCUUCGACGACAUCGGGCCUUUUGUCGGUCAGACCGCCGCCGCGCUCUUGUCGGCCUGGGAUCGCUUCAAUCAGGAGAGGAAGCGCAUCGCGGUCUCGAUCCUGCAUUACCUUGUGAUCGAAAACGCAGCUUACCUCAAAGAGUACAUCGACGACAUUCCCAGCCUCGAUCGGCUCGACGCGGAGAUCCCCGAGAUCUGCCGCGGUCUCCGCAGCGUCCGCGACGCCUGGAAUCACGACCGCCGAUUCCGCAACAUCCUGGUGCGCUCCUCGCACGAAAACACUUCGAUCUGCAACGAGUCACUCAAAGAGCUGCAGGCGUUCCUGUCGGAGGAACGCUCCUACAUUGAAGCACUUACGUCGGGCGACUCGUUCAGCCCGCUCAUCGGACAGUGCGUCCGCACCCUGAUGCACGUCGCUGCCCGGAGCGACACGCAACACACCAGCAUUCGCGAUCUGAGCUUCCGCUGCUUUGGCCUGAUUGGAGCGGUGGAUCCCGAUCGUAUCGAGCAUGCCGUGGAAGAGCCGCUCAAGAUCGUCCUCAGCAACUUUGAGGACCAGGAGGAGGCCAUCGACUUUUCGCUCCACCUCAUUCGAGAUCUCCUCGUGCCGGCUUUCCGUGCAGCUACCGACACGACGCAACAGAACGGGCUGGCGUACGCCAUACAAGAGCUGCUCAAAGUGGCCGGUUUCAACAGCUCUAUCUUGGCUGUAGGCGGCGCACGCACUGUUGGGAUCAAGACGCGGCAGCGGGUCGCGGAACUUUCGCAAGACGUUAUCGAUACCAUCACGCCGCUUCUCGACUCGAGGUAUGGCGCGCAAGUCGGCAAACCCAGCGUCCGAGAGACGCCCAUCUACAUGCAUUCCAAGUCGUACAGCGACUGGCUGCAGAGCUGGACGAGUCGUCUCAUCGCAAAGACGGUCGAGAGGCACGAGGCGUCUGUCGCGGCGUCGACUGCUGUGGGGGGCAUCAACGCAGGUGCUCUCAAGGGAGCCGAGGUUGCAUCCACCAUCUUUGGCGUCUUUCGCGUCGCUAUUCGCUCGCACGAUGUCGGCAUCGCACGCCACCUGCUUCCACACUUGGUGCUGCACUCGAUCAUUUCCGGCGAUGUGACGGACCGCGAAGCCAUUGUCGACGAGAUGCAGACGAUCCUGCAGGAUCAGGUCGAGAGCCGGACGAGCUACGACCCGGAGCGCAAGCUGCUGACGGCGCAGACGCUCUUCACCAUCAUGGACCAUAUCGGAGUGUGGAUGCGACGCAAGCGGCAGGAUCUCGCACGCACCUCGCGUCGGCCGAGGAUCGCUCAAGGUGGGGAAGACCUGCUGGUCGGAGUCGAGUCGACUAUGCUGCGUAUCCCCCAAGAGCUGUUGGCACAGGCGUCGCUGCAGUGCAAAGCAUACUCGCGUGCGCUGCUCAACUUUGAGCUUCGAGUGCGAACAAUGCGGGUCCAAGGCAAGGGCGAUCAUGACUUGCAGAGCUACUACGAAAACAUGCACCGGAUCUAUGCCAACCUCGACGAGCCGGACGGUAUGGAAGGCAUCUCGACCCGGGUCAUUUCUCCGUCGCUCGAGCAUCAAAUCCGCGAGCACGAGAGCACGGGUCGAUGGACCUCGGCACAAAGCUGUUGGGAGGUCGAAUUGCAGCAGCGGCCCAACGAUCCGGAGCUCCAUCUCGGCUUGCUCCGCUGCCUCCGCAACUUGGGCCAUUACGACACCAUGCGCACUCAUAUUCGCGGCGCCCUGAGCGCACACCCAGAGUGGGAGGAUCUGCUCGACGCUUUCCGAGUGGAGGGUGCAUGCAUCCUCGGCGACUGGGACGAGGUGGAAGCGCGCACGCAGCGCAGCCAAGCCAAAAGCGCUGAACACUCGAUCGGUCGAGCGCUGCUGGCCAUGCGGCAGAGCGAUGCCGACAUGUUUGGCAACGUGCUGGUCCAAGCACGCCAGGAUCUGGGCAAGCCGUUGGUGGCGGCGGGUACAGCAUCCUACCCGUCUGUGUACGACUCUGUCUUGCACCUGCACAUGCUGCAAGAGCUCGAGAUGAUCCGAUCGCACGCGGGUAGGCACGGCGGCAGUCGAGCGGUCACCCGAGCCAACCUCUCCGACACCGUGUCCGAUCUGAACAAAUCUCUGACGGCACGUCUCAACGCCACGCUGCCUUCCUUCCGAACGCAAGAGCCGCUGCUGAGUCUGCGGAGGACGGCCUUCGCAGCGCUGCGAUCGUCGCUCGGUGGCGGCAACGAGGUGGGCGAAGCGUGGAUUGCCACGGCCAAGAUCGCUCGCCGAGCCGGUCACAUGCAGACGGCCUAUUCGGCGACACUGCAAGCGACGCAGAACCAGGCGACGUUUGCGUUUGUGCAGCGCGUCAAGAUCCUCGCCAAGGAGGAGCAGACGCAUGCUGCGAUCCGCGAUCUGGUCAACUCGCUCAACACGCUCGUCAGCAGCUUCAAGCCAACAGAGCACGGGGAUACGGCCAGGUCGAGCGUGAUCGAGCUGCAGGCCACGGACGCGGAUGGGAGGACGGUGCGGAUCGAUCGGGAUGCCUAUGCCAAGGCGUGCCUGCUGCGGGCGCGGCUGCAGGACUCGACGUUCCGGUACACGGCCAACGAGAUUCUUGAUCGAUACAAGGAGGCCGCCAAGGAGCAACACGACUCGGAGAAGAUGUGGUACCAUCUCGGACACUUCCAAGACACGCACGAGGGCCUGCUUCCGAACAUGGCGAUGCAGCGCUACAACGUGUGCCGGGCCUUCCUGCGAUCGGCUCAGGUGGGCACCAAGUUCUUCUACCGCACCCUGCCGAGGGUGCUGACCAUCUGGAUGGACAUGGCCGCCGACGAUCAGAUCCUCAACUUCAACAAGAAGGGCCCCACCGCCGAUACCGAGCUGGCGCAAAAGUUCGACGCGUUUGCGCAGCUCAACAUCCUGAUGAAGAGGUACAGCCGCAAGCUCAAGCCGUUCCAGUGGCUCGCCGUGUUUCCGCAGCUGGUCGCGCGCAUUGUGCAGAAGAACGAGGAUGCAUGGAUGGUGCUGCAGGACAUGAUCCUGCAGGUGCUGCUCGCCUACCCACAGCAGUCCAUGUGGUCGAUGGUGGCGGGCGCCAGCUCGAAGGACGCCGAGAGGAAGCGACGGUACAACGAGAUCAUCCAAAGGCUGGGUAGCAAGGGCGGCGCGAGCCACAAGGAGGUGGUCAAGGUGGUGGCGUCGUCGCAACGACUGGCCAAGGAGCUGCUGCGGCUGUGCGACUACAGCGUAAGCAAGAACGAGACGGUGCUGAGCAUGGACAAGCUGUUCCCCGGCUUGCUCGAGGUGGCAGGCACGUCGGAGCUGCUGCUGCCGCUGCAGAGCUCGAUGACGGUGCUGCUUCCGUCGAACCAUCUGAUCUCGGAGAUGCAUCGACCGUUCCCGUCGAAUCUGCCGACGAUCCGGACGUUUGACGACACGAUCGAGGUGAUGAACAGUCUGCAGAAGCCGCGCAAGCUGAUGAUCGUGGCGAGCGAUGGCAAUCGCUAUCCGUUCCUGUGCAAGCCCAAGGACGAUCUGCGCAAGGACGCGCGGCUGAUGGAGUUUGACUCGAUGAUCAACAAGCUGCUGCAGAGCCAGCCCGAUUCGCGUAAGCGCAAGCUGUACGUGCGGACGUAUGCGGUGCUCAUCCUGAACGAGGAGCACGGCCUGAUCGAGUGGGUGCCGCACACGGUGGGCUUCCGACACAUCCUCACCAAGCUGUACAACGCCAAGGGGAUGCAGAUCUACAACAGCGAGGUCAAGACGCACAUGGACGAGGCACGCAUCUCGCCGGAUGCACGGACGACCGAGAAGAUCUUCCAGGACAAGGUGCUGGCCAAGUUCCCGCCCGUCUUCCACGAGUGGUUCCUGGCGACGUUUCCGGAUCCGACGGCGUGGCUGCAGGCGCGCUCGGCGUAUGCGCGGACGGCGGCGGUCAUGUCGAUGGUGGGCUUUGUGCUCGGACUGGGCGACCGGCACGGCGAGAACAUUCUGUUUGACUCGAACAGCGGCGAUACGGUGCACGUGGAUCUCAACUGUCUCUUCGACAAGGGUCAGCGCUUCGAGAUUCCGGAGCGGGUGCCGUUCCGGCUGACGCAGAACAUGGUGGAUGCGAUGGGUGUGACGGGAUGCGACGGGGUCUUCCGCAAGAGCGCCGAGAUCACGAUGAGCAUCCUGCGCGACAACCGCGACUCGCUGAUGAGCGUGCUCGAGGCCAUGGUGCACGAUCCGCUGGGCGAAUGGAGCGGACCGGACGAGCGGCAUCGGAGCAAACACUCGUCGUCGAAGCGGCAAGACCCACGUGUGGUCGAGGCGCGUCGCGCGCUGGAUCCCGUGGCGCACAAGCUGGACGGACGCAUCUAUCGGCUGGGCUCGCGCGAGCCGACGCCGCCGUACACGACCAACAACCUGGUGGACGCGCUGAUCAAGGAGGCCACGAGCUCGGUCAAUCUAGCCAAGAUGUACAUCGGCUGGAGCAGCUGGCUGUAG
This is a messenger RNA of Moesziomyces antarcticus, 7902 nucleotides long. Its product is annotated as inositol kinase kinase. The transcript has a single exon. The record is from RefSeq and is a predicted model, not a curated record. Lineage: Eukaryota; Fungi; Basidiomycota; Ustilaginomycetes; Ustilaginales; Ustilaginaceae. Gene Ontology annotation, biological process: DNA damage checkpoint signaling; protein phosphorylation; telomere maintenance. Gene Ontology annotation, molecular function: protein serine/threonine kinase activity; protein binding. Gene Ontology annotation, cellular component: nucleus. The coding region runs from base 1 to 7902 and encodes 2633 amino acids.